GCCAUUGAAAUGUGGGGAAAGGAAAGAAGCUCCACAGUGGUGACUGAAGGGACUGCUGUCCAGGGGCUGUGGGUUUCGAGAGACAGAGAGAGAGAGAGCCGAUAGGACGGACAUGUUGAAAGCAUUGCUCUCUUUCCUUGCCUUGUUCGGCGAAUCUCCUUCUCCCGACCCCCUUCCUGUAAGGACAGUCAAAACCCUAGAAUUCCUCCUGCGACAUUGACGCCCGAAAAAAUCCCACACUUUGUGAUUCAAUAUAUUGGUUGUGUCGGAUGCCAUGGAAAACCAUGAAGAAAGUGCUAACGAGGAGAAGAAAUUGAAUGGGGUGGCAGAUAUGGACAUAGAUGAUCUUUUUGAAGAACCAGAAACAAGCAGUUUGGGUGUGAAGUUAUCAAAUGGGGACAUCCAUGUUGGUUUUGAUGAUGAUGAUUUCAGGGACUUGGUGGCAUUACAAGACAUUGGAGAAGCUACUCUGAAAAAUUUAUGUAGGAAGGCUUCAAUGUCAUUUUUUGAACAAUAUGGACUAAUUAGUCACCAGAUUAACUCUUACAAUGAUUUCAUCAAAAGUGGAAUACAGAAUGUAUUUGAUUCCAUCGGUGAGAUAAUUGUGGACUCUGGAUAUGAUCCAUCAAAGAAGCGGGAUAAUGAAUGGAGGCAUGCUUCAGUGAAGUUUGGGAAGGUCACUCUUGAGCAGCCAAGGUUUUGGACGGGGGAUAAGUUUGCAGCUGAUAGUGGCAAAGAGUUCCUGAAUUUGUUGCCCAGACAUGCUCGCCUUCAGAAUAUGACAUAUUCAUCUCGGAUGAAACUUCAGAUUGAUUAUCAGGUAUAUACUCAGAAGCUUGUUAGAAGUGACAAAUUUAAAACAGGCAAAGAGCAGUAUGUUGAGAAGGAGGUUCUAGGGGAAGAUAAUAGGGAAGUUAUUAUUGGCCGCAUUCCAGUAAUGGUUAAGUCUGACUUGUGCUGGAUGAAUGGGGUUGAGAAAGGUGAUUGUGACUUUGACCAUGGAGGCUAUUUCUUAAUCAAGGGCGCUGAGAAGAUAUUCAUUGCACAGGAGCAAAUUUGCUUAAAAAGACUUUGGGUGUCUAAUAAUCCAGCUUGGACGGUAGCAUAUCGUGAAGUUACUAAAAGAAAAAGAGUGUAUAUAAAGCUAGUAGAAGCUUCUAGAAGUGAACAGGUUAGAGGAGGGGUCAAAAUCCUUACUGUGUAUUUCUCUGUAACAGAGAUUCCAAUCUGGAUUUUAUUUUUUGCCCUUGGUGUAUCAUCUGAUAAGGAAGUGGUUAAUUUGAUUGACUGUGAUACGAAAGAUUCUGCCAUUGUUAAUGUACUUACUGCAUCAAUUCAUGAUGCUGACAGUACAUGUGAGGGUUUCCGUAGAGGUGGCAAAGCUCUUAGUCAUGUUGAGAAGCUUAUAAAGAAAUGCAGAUAUCCACCUGAAGAAUCAAUCGAAGAUUGUUUUAGCAAAUAUUUGUUCCCAAAUCUUAGUGGCUUCAAACAAAAGGCUCGCUUUCUUGCCUACAUGGUCAAAUGUCUCUUGCAGGCCUAUACUGGGCGUAGAAAAAUAGAUAACAGGGAUGAUUUCAGAAACAAGAGGUUGGAACUUGCUGGUGAGCUGCUUGAGCGAGAGCUGAGAGUUCAUGUCAAACAUGCUGAGAGGCGUAUGGUGAAGGCUAUGCAGAGAGAUCUUUAUGGAGAUCGCAACCUGCAUCCAAUUGAGCACUAUCUGGAUGCAUCAAUUAUAACUAAUGGUCUUUCAAGGGCAUUCUCAACUGGAGCAUGGACACAUCCUUACAAGAGGAUGGAGAGGAUCUCCGGUAUAGUAGCAACACUUAGGCGGACAAAUCCAUUGCAGACAAUAGCUGAUAUGAGGAAAACACGCCAGCAGGUUCUAUACACAGGGAAAGUUGGAGAUGCCAGAUACCCACACCCUUCCCACUGGGGAAAGAUUUGCUUUCUCUCUACCCCGGAUGGUGAAAAUUGUGGGCUUGUGAAAAAUUUAGCUGUCACAGGUCUUGUUAGCGCCAAGAUUGAGCAACCUUCUCUCGACAACUUGCUUGAAUGCGGGAUGGAGAAACUGGUUGAUGAUACUUCAACUUUGCUUUCUGGAAAGCACAAAGUUUUCCUUGAUGGGGAUUGGGUUGGAGUAUGUGAAAAUUCUGUUUCAUUUGUUGUAGAGCUGCGAAACAAGCGGCGCCAGAAGGAAUUGGCACCCCAGGUUGAGAUCAAAAGAGAUGAGCAGCAAAGAGAAGUGCGCAUAUUUUCAGAUCCUGGAAGGAUUUUACGUCCUCUACUAGUUGUUGAGAAUUUAAGAAAGAUAAAAUAUCUGAAAGGAGGAGAUUUCAGCUUCCAGUCUCUUCUGGAUAAUGGAGUAAUUGAGCUUAUUGGGACUGAAGAAGAAGAAGAUUGCCGGACUGCUUGGGGAAUUCAAUACCUCUUGAGAGAAAAAGAGGGCAAUGCACCUGUUGGGUACACGCAUUGUGAACUUGACAUGUCAUUUUUAUUAGGUUUGAGCUGUGGAAUUAUCCCUUUUGCAAAUCAUGACCAUGCAAGGAGGGUCCUCUACCAGUCUGAGAAGCAUUCUCAACAGGCUAUUGGCUUUUCCUCAACCAACCCAAAUAUCAGAGUAGAUACUAAUUGUCAUCAGCUAUACUACCCCCAAAGGCCACUUUUUCGGACAAUGCUAUCUGAUAGUCUGGGGAAGCCAGGAUAUCCGCUAGGUCAUAAUGGAAUACUGCCAAAGCCCGAGUACUUCAAUGGUCAAUGUGCUAUUGUGGCAGUUAAUGUUCACCUGGGCUACAAUCAGGAGGAUUCUCUGGUAAUGAAUCGGGCUUCUUUGGAGCGUGGUAUGUUUCGAUCAGAACACAUCAGAAGUUAUAAAGCUGAGGUCGAUAACAAAGAUGCUACAGGGAAGAAGCCCAAGUCUGAGGACUCUGUAAAUUUUGGAAAAAUACAAAGCAGAAUCGGACGGGUUGAUAGCCUUGAUGAUGAUGGUUUUCCUUGGAUUGGUGCAAACUUGCAGAAUGGUGAUAUUAUCAUUGGGAGAUGUGCAGAGUCGGGGGCUGACCAUAGUAUAAAAUUGAAGCACACUGAAAGGGGUAUGGUUCAGAAAGUCAUACUAUCUGCAAAUGAUGAUGGAAAAAACUUUGGUGUGGUAUCUUUGAGACAGGUUCGCAUGCCAUGUCUUGGGGACAAGUUCUCAAGCAUGCAUGGGCAGAAGGGUGUUCUGGGCUAUCUGGAAGCUCAAGAGAAUUUUCCAUUCACAGUUCAAGGGAUUGUUCCAGAUAUUGUCAUAAACCCGCAUGCAUUUCCUUCGAGGCAGACCCCGGGUCAAUUGCUAGAGGCUGCUUUGGGUAAGGGGAUUGCUUGUGGUGGAUCCCAAAGAUACGCAACUCCUUUCUCCACUCUUUCUGUUGAUGCCAUAACAGAUCAGCUUCAUAGGGCUGGAUUCUCAAGGUGGGGAAAUGAGCGAGUUUACAAUGGCCGAACUGGUGAGAUGAUUCAUUCUCUCAUAUUUAUGGGCCCGACCUUCUACCAGCGUCUGACCCAUAUGGCUGAAGACAAAGUGAAAUUCCGCAAUACUGGCCCAGUUCAUCCGCUCACCAGACAGCCCGUGGCAGACAGGAAGCGGUUUGGUGGGAUCAAAUUUGGUGAAAUGGAACGCGACUGUCUCAUAGCCCACGGUGCCUCAGCCAAUCUACAUGAACGACUAUUCACGCUCAGCGACUCCUCCCAGAUGCAUAUAUGCCGCAAAUGCAAGAACAUAGCAAAUGUCAUACAACGGGCCGUGCCUGGUGGGAAGAAGAUUAGGGGUCCAUAUUGUCGGUUCUGUGAAUCUGCUGAAGAGAUUGUUAGGGUGAAUGUGCCCUAUGGAGCCAAGUUGUUGUGCCAGGAGCUUUUCAGCAUGGGCAUAUCUCUUAAGUUUGAAACUGAGCUUGGCUGAGCAACCUAGCACCUUAGUUUGUGUUACCUUGUUUUGAUGAUGCAGGUCAAAUAUUUUUGUAUAUAUACCAGCCGCUGAAUGUUUUAUAGCUUUUGGUAAUAUCAGUGUGAACCAUGAGGGGGAAGCCAGACCAUCUCUAUAUGUUGCCCUCCAGACCAGUGAAUGAACAGUUAACCUAGAUAUGUUCUCUGUU
Diospyros lotus (date-plum) is the source of this 4127-nucleotide messenger RNA. RefSeq names its product DNA-directed RNA polymerases IV and V subunit 2-like. Bases 275 to 3934 code for a protein of 1219 amino acids. Gene Ontology annotation, biological process: DNA-templated transcription. The record is from RefSeq and is a predicted model, not a curated record. Gene Ontology annotation, molecular function: DNA-directed RNA polymerase activity; ribonucleoside binding; DNA binding. The transcript has 8 exons. Lineage: Eukaryota; Viridiplantae; Streptophyta; Magnoliopsida; Ericales; Ebenaceae. Gene Ontology annotation, cellular component: RNA polymerase II, core complex.